This is a messenger RNA of Pungitius pungitius (ninespine stickleback), 3715 nucleotides long. Its product is annotated as NLR family CARD domain-containing protein 3-like. Lineage: Eukaryota; Metazoa; Chordata; Actinopteri; Perciformes; Gasterosteidae. Bases 261 to 3077 code for a protein of 938 amino acids. The transcript has 7 exons. Gene Ontology annotation, molecular function: protein binding. The record is from RefSeq and is a predicted model, not a curated record. Gene Ontology annotation, biological process: intracellular signal transduction.
AGCGUGAACUCAAAUCCAACCUGAAGAAGAGGUUCCAGUGUGUGUUUGAGGGCAUCGCUAAAGCAGGAAACCCAACCCUUCUGAAUGAGAUCUACACAGAGCUCUACAUCACAGAGGGAGGGGCUGCAGAGGUCAAUCAAGAACAUGAGGUCAGACAGAUUGAAACAGCAUCCAGGAGACCAGCCAGACCAGAAACCACCAUUAGACUAGAAGACCUCCUCAAAGCCUCAGGUGGAGGAGAAGAACCAAUCAGAACAGUGAUGACUAAGGGAGUGGCUGGCAUUGGGAAAACAGUCUUAACACAGAAGUUCACUCUGGACUGGGCUGAAGACAAAGACCACCAGGACAUAGAGUUCACAUUUCCAUUCACCUUCAGAGAGCUGAAUGUGCUGAGAGAGAAGAAGUUCAGCUUGGUGGGACUUGUUCAUCACUUCUUCAGUGAAACCAGAGCAGCAGGAAUCUGCAGGUUUGAAGAGUUCCAGGUUGUCUUCAUCUUUGACGGUCUGGAUGAGUGUCGACUUCCUCUGGACUUCCACAACAAUGAGAUCCUGACUGAUGUCACAGAGACCUCCUCAGUGGAUGUGCUCCUCACAAACCUCAUCAGGGGGAAGCUGCUUCCCUCUGCUCGCCUCUGGAUAACCACACGACCUGCAGCAGCCAAUCAGAUCCCUCCUGAGUGUGUUGGCAUGGUGACAGAGGUCAGAGGGUUCACUGACCCCCAGAAGGAGGAGUACUUCAUGAAGAGGUUCAGAGUUGAGGAGCAGGCCAGCAGGAUCAUCUCUCACAUCAAGACCUCACGAAGCCUCCACAUCAUGUGCCACAUCCCAGUCUUCUGCUGGAUCACUGGUACAGUUCUAGAGGAUGUGUUGAAGACCAGAGAGGGAGGACAGCUGCCAACGAGCCUGACUGAGAUGUACAUCCACUUCCUGGUGGUUCAGUCCAAAGUGAAGAAUGUCAAGUACGAUGGAGGAGCUGAGACGGAUCCACACUGGAGUCCAGAGAGCAGGAAGAUGAUCGAGUCACUGGGAAAACUGGCCUUUGAUCAGCUGCAGAAAGGCCACCUGAUCUUCUAUGAAUCCGACCUGACAGAGUGUGGCAUCGAUAUCAGAGCAGCCUCAAGGUACUCAGGAGUGUUCACUCAGAUCUUUAGAGAGGAGAGCGGACUGUACCAGGACAAGGUGUUCUGCUUCGUCCAUCUGAGUGUUCAGGAGUUUCUGGCUGCUCUUCAUGUCCAUCUGACCUUCAUGAACUCUAGUGUCAAUCUGCUGUCAGAAGAACAAACAACUUCCUUGUUGUCUAAAGUCUUCAGAGACAAACUUAAACCAAAAUAUCUCUACCAGAGUGCUGUGGACCAGGCCUUACAGAGUCCUAAUGGACACCUGGACUUGUUCCUCCGCUUCCUCCUGGGUCUUUCACUGGAGACCAAUCAGACUCUCCUACAAGGUCUGCUGACACAGACAAGAAGUCGCUUAAAGACCAAUCAGAAGACAGUCCAGUACAUCAAGAAGAAAAUCAAUGAGAAUGUGUCUCCAGAGAAAAGCAUCAAUCUGUUCCACUGUCUGAAUGAACUGAAGGAUGGUUCUCUCGUGGAGGAGAUCCAACAGGCCCUUAGUUCAGGACUCUCCACAGAUAAACUAUCUCCUGCUCAGUGGUCAGCUUUAGUCUUCAUCUUACUGUCAUCACAAGAAGAUCUGGAGGUGUUUGACCUGAAGACAUACUCUGCUUCAGAGAAGGCUCUUCUGAGGCUGCUGCCAGUGGUCAAAGCCUCCAACAAAGCUCUACUGAGUGACUGUAACCUCUCAGAGAGAAGCUGUGAAGCUCUCUCCUCAGUUCUCAGCUCACAGUCCUCAAGUCUGAGAGAACUGGAUCUGAGUAACAACGACCUGCAGGAUUCAGGAGUGAAGCUGCUGUGUGAUGGACUGAAGAGUCCACACUGUGACCUGGAGGCUCUCAGGCUGUCAGGCUGUUUGAUCACAGAGGAAGGCUGUGCUUCUCUGGUCUCAGCUCUGAGCUCCAACCCCUCCCACCUGAGAGAGCUGGACCUGAGCUACAACCAUCCAGGAGACUCUGGGGUGAAGAUGCGGUCUGAUGGAGUGAAGGAUCCUCACUGGAGACUGGAGACUCUCAGACUCAGUGACUGUGACCUCUCAGAGAGAAGCUGUGAAGCUCUCUCCUCAGUUCUCAGCUCACAGUCCUCAAGUCUGAGAGAACUGGAUCUGAGUAACAACGACCUGCAGGAUUCAGGAGUAAAGCUGCUGUGUGAUGGACUGAAGAGUCCACACUGCGACCUGGAGGCUCUCAGCCUGUCAGGCUGUCUGAUCACAAAGGAAGGCUGUGCUUCUCUGGUCUCAGCUCUGAGCUCCAACCCCUCCCACCUGAGAGAGCUGGACCUGAGCUACAACCAUCCAGGAGACUCUGGACUGAAGAUGCUGUCUGAUGGACUGGAGGAUCCUCACUGGAGACUGGAGACUCUCAGGGUGGAGCCUGCUGGAGUCCAACGGUUGAGACCAGGUGUGAGGAAGUAUUCCUGUGAACUCACAAUCGACACAAACACAGUUCACAGACAACUCAAACUGACUGACAACAACAGGAAGGUGACACAUGUGAAGGAGGUUCAGUCAUAUCCUGAUCAUCCAGACAGAUUUGACUACUAUCGUAACCUGCUGUGUAGAACUGGUCUGACUGGUCGCUGUUACUGGGAGGUCGAGUGGAGAGGAGGAGUUGAUGUAUCAGUGAGUUACAGAGGAAUCAAGAGAAAAGGAGACAGUCAAGAUUGUUGCUUAGGACAAAAUAAUCAGUCCUGGAUUCUGUGGUGCUCUAGUGUAGGUUACUCUGUCCGUCACAAUAAGACAGUAACACGCAUCACCUCCUCCUUCUCCUCCUCUGGUAGAGUAGCAGUGUAUGUGGACUGUCCUGCUGGCUUUCUGUCCUUCUACAGAGUCUCCUCUGACAGACUGAUCCACCUCCACACCUUCAACACCACAUUCACUGAACCUCUUUAUCCUGGGUUUGGGCUCUGGUCCUUGUCUGGUUAUGGUUCCUGUUCUGGUUCCUCAGUGUCUCUUUGUCCUCUUUAGGACAGUGGAGAACCUUCCUCUCUGCUCACCACAUAGUUCAGUCUGUACAGCUGAUGGAGGUUCAUGUGGGUGCAGGUGGAGCAGGUGAGGGGUACCUGAGCUGGUCUGGACUCUGGGGGUCCACAGCUCUCUGGGACUUGUGGUGUUGCAGAUGAACGAGUGAAAGAGCUCAGCGAGGUGUGUUUUAAUGUCUCUGUGGAUGAAUCAAUGAUCAUCAUUUAGAUGUUGGGUCCAAAUUAGGGUUUAAUCUUAAUUUUCAUGUGUCGCAAUGUUCAAGAAGAAAAUUUAUAAAAAAGGUAUCGCUCUGCCCUAAUAUGAGAUAAAUGUAUCUGUAUGAUAAAUGGUCCUUAUUUUUCGAUCCGAUUUUGACUUCAAAUCGUUCCAAAUGUGUGCAAUGAAAUCCAAUCGAAUUUCCUGUCAGUUUUGUUCUGAAUAAGAAGAAAGGGUUUAAUGACAGAUAAUAUCAGGUACUUCUGUUUUUAUUAACGUUGAUAUACCAGUACAAUGUUGAGUCCCUCCAUGUAUUACUUUGGGAAUAUAAUUGCAUGAUUUAAGUAAGUUUCUUCUUCUUUUGUUGAUUUCAGUUUUUAUUUGAACUUUUAUUGCAGCAAGAAAAUAAUGUAACUUUUGUUUUCAGU